CACAGCGAGCGAGGGUGAGCGAGUCGGCUAGCGGCUCUUUCGGAGACCAAGAGUCGCGUCCAGGGGGCGUGACGGACAGGUAGCCGUCUUUUAAAAAAACAAAAACCAGCAACCACACAGACACACAGACACACACAGACGGUAUCUUUGCCUCAGCGUGGUCGGAGCCUUUUUCCGGGCAUGUGCAAGCUCAACACGUUCCUGCUUGCGCCCGAGGUGUGAGUGUGGUGGCCUCACGGUUCGAAUCCUUCUGACUGCUAAAAUCCUCCAUUUCUUGCUGCACGGAAAAUCAGAAUGAAGGAGGUAAUGCCUAAUAACAGUACAACAAGUAUAUCUCAAGCAAGAAAAGCAGUGGAGCAGUUAAAAAUGGAAGCAUAUCUGGAUAGGAUAAAGGUGUCCAAGGCAGCUGCUGAUUUAUUGGCAUACUGUGAUGCUCAUAUGGGAGAAGAUCCCCUUAUUAUACCAGUGCCUGCAUCUGAAAAUCCCUUCCGGGAGAAGAAACUCUUAUGUACUAUCCUAUGAUUCACCCUGUGAUUAAAAAUGUUACCUGUGAAAAUACAUUACUGAUGGUGCAUGCUUUCCUCAAGGUUUCUCCCAUAUAGUAAUUUAGUCUAAAAGUAACCCUUUCUAGAAACACAAUAUAUUCUAGGUUAAUACAUUUUAAGUGAAGGUCUUUAAUGUCAAUUUUUCUAUCAGUGGUAUGUGUUCAGCAUUUCUAUUGUUCUCUAUUUGUGUUUUGUAAUAAAAGAAUCCUAUUUGUUUUUAAGUAUGUGAUAAAUUAGAUUUUGUCAGUUAAAUUUCAUGAACUGUCUUUGACUUGUUUGUACAGUAGACUUACACAAUAAUGGCUAAUGAAUUAACCAAAAUGCCUGAUGGAACACUACAGUGAAUCAUACAUCAACCCUACAGGUUAGGUUCGCACAACAUGCUGAGUCACAAACUGGCCAAUCACCUUUUAGCCUCAUGUGUUGUGCAAACCCAGGCUGUCUUUCAAAGAGACUAAAACUAUGAUGAGCAAUACCCACCAUCAAUUUCUUAACUUUUUUUUUCUGUUUAAAAAGUGGGAAUUCAGCAGAGAACGUGUUUGAUGAAUGUUUGAACUAUGAAUAUUAAAAUCAAAUCAAAUCUUCCCAACUAGCUGCCUUAUGCCGAGUCAAACAACUUAUCAACUUACUUGGAAUUAUCUGUGUUGAUGGGCAGCACUUUUUCAGGUUUUGAUCAGGAGCCUAUUCAAGCCCUACCUGAGAUGCCGAGGAUUUAAUUUAGGACUUUUAAAAUGUAAAACAUGUUCUUUAUCAUUAACAUGUGGCUCUUCUCCAUUUUGGGAUUACAGUAUGCUAAUUGCAGUGGGCAGUAGCACUACUAGUAAUGAUUGUAAUAAUAGUAUCAGCACAUGGAAAACCUGCAGGUCAAAUUAAGACCAUGCUGAUUUCAUUCCAUAGAUCAAACUGGUGUAGUGUGGAGUGCAGUUCAAAUAAUGAAUCAUUUCUCAAAAUCUUACACAUGUUGAUUAUAGUUUCUGUGGCUACAGAUUCCCAUUUAACACUAUAAAGUAUGCAGCCUGCAGCAAAGGAUGAUGUCAUCGAGAUAUGUUCCUUAAUAUUCCAGAUUAUUCCAGAUUGGGAUAAAUACCUCCAGUCUUUAUAAUAUGCUAAAUACAGAUUUUAGUAGAGUUCAGUGUGUAUUAAGCAACAUAGAUUUCUAUGGUCUUUAUGUUGGCUCUUAUCUUAAAAAAUUUCUUAAGCCAAUUCUGGCAAAAGAUUGUUUGAUUUCAGACAAUUAGUUACAUAGUUCAUUUGAUAUAUGCUGUAUGAUAAAAUGUGCUGUUAAUCAUAUUCUUCUUUAAUAUUUUAAUAAAAGUUACUUUUAAUUUA
Candoia aspera is the source of this 1874-nucleotide messenger RNA. It is a transcript of the gene GNG4, whose product is annotated as G protein subunit gamma 4. Gene Ontology annotation, molecular function: G-protein beta-subunit binding. Gene Ontology annotation, biological process: G protein-coupled receptor signaling pathway. NCBI's taxonomy places the organism in Eukaryota, Metazoa, Chordata, Lepidosauria, Squamata, Candoiidae. The record is from RefSeq and is a predicted model, not a curated record. The coding region runs from base 295 to 522 and encodes 75 amino acids. Gene Ontology annotation, cellular component: heterotrimeric G-protein complex. The transcript has 3 exons.